UCUGGUCUGGCUCAUCAGGCAUUAGCCAGUUUCAUAUGUUUGUUGGUAGGGUGUAGAGCUUUCGGCUGCGUACGUUACGUUAUCAAUCGUUUUACUACGGCUUCUCGGUUUUAUUACUUACAAACUUUACACGAAAUGUGAACUAAACUUGAACUUAUUCGUAUUUAUUUGUGAACUCGUGAUAGUGAUUGUUUAUUUAUCAUUUUCAUAAUGUCUCGCUUUAAUUUGAUUUUUUUUCUUUUUGUGUUGGUUCACGUGGUCAUCUGCAAGGAAGAUCCAUAUUUCAGUGAGAGUCCUAGAAAUGUAGAUGUUGUGCAAGGUAAACCCGUGACAUUACCUUGUAAAGUGACACCAGGAAUAGGGAUGACGUACUACUGGGAACUAAACGGUUCUAAAAUAGCCAACACAACGCGUCGGUAUCAGCAGGGUUCCAACCUUCAUAUAACUCGAGUGGACCGCGAACGCGACGCGGGUCAGUUCACCUGCAUUGCUGAAGACUCGACCUCGUCAUUAGCCGGCUCCAUCCGAAGUUCAGAAGCCUCGCUCAACAUUCAAUGGAUUGACGAAGUGUCAGUGCAGCUGCAAGAACCAGAAUCAGCUUCAUUCAUAUCGCGUGGAAACGAUGUCACUCUCAGGUGUCACACGGACGCUUCCGGGGACGUCCACUACGAGUGGUUUAGAAAUGCAGAUCGACUUGUCAAGUCCGACAAAAUUGAAAUUAAAAAGAAAAGACUACACAUCAAAAAUGUAGGACCUUCAGACAAUGGUGUUUACAGAUGUUUGGCUAAUAAUACAGCAGGGGCGAGAUACAGUACCACAAAUUUCGCCUUAGCUGUUGCAGGUCAGGAAACUGCUUUAAUUCAAAUGGUUCCGAGAGAUCAGUUGGUACCACAAGGAGGUACCGCGUAUUUUGACUGUCAGUACCAACAAGCUGAAGUGACUGAAUGGUACUUCAAGAAGGACACAACACCACUCAAGAAUAGCAAAAAAUAUGUGAUACACUCAAAUGGUACUCUUCAAAUCAACGAUGUCCAAGGCACAGACCAAGGAUUUUACAGUUGUGUGGGAAUCCGUAGUGAGUCUACUGAAAUACCUCAAAGCUACGUAGCCGAAUUGAAACUAGCUUAUUUGAAUGAAUUUACUCACAAUUCGUUCGAACCUCCACUUGCGGAAAAUUCAAACCAAGUUGUGGCGCCUGAAGGAGGGCUGUUUCAACUGACUUGCCUCAAACCAGAUAGUUUACCUCCUGCGAAAAAAUGGUGGCUUAAUACCGGUGGUCAUACAGUGUCAGAUUCCGGUGAGAUCCGGGUCGAUGAUGGGAGAUUAAUAAUAGAAAAAGUGGUAAUGGAUCACGCAGGGAAUUACACUUGUGUUGCCGAAAACAUUGCUGGGAAAACCGAGAAAACUGUCGAAUUGGUCGUUUUAAAUAAGCCGGUAGUUACCGCACAACCUAUUAGUGUCACAGUUGAUGAAAAUGAACCCUCAAUGUUGACUUGUGACUACGAACCCAAGAACCAUUUCACAGUUGUCAAGUGGAGAAAAGACGGGAAAAGUCUGCGACACGAAUUCGGGGGAAAUUCCCUCGAUCGACAACGAAUCAAAAUUUUUAAACACAAUGCCUCUCUAGUAAUCCGCGAGACUGAAAGUCAUGAUCGAGGGGAGUAUGUCUGCGAAGUGCUCACUAAGGGUUUUGAACCUGUCUUAUCUGAACCUGCUACUAUUUCUGUGAUAGAAAAAUUAAAAUUUGUGCCACCCCCAGUAAAUAAAAAACUGGAACUUGGAAGUGUUGCAAAAGUUCACUGUAAGGCACAAGGAACACCACCACCGAUUAUCACAUGGGAAAAACUCGGGGAAUCUUUUGAUAAUUCUCGAAUUAUUAGCAUGAAUGGUACUCUUGUUUUUAACGGAGUGGUGAAUGAAGAUAAAGGAAAGUAUACUUGUAUAGCUAGUAACAGUCAAGGGGUUAUUAAUGUGACUAUAAACAUUGAUGUUGUUGUGGCACCAAAAUUCAGCGUGGAACCUAAAAACCCAACUGAAGUCAUUGAAGGACAAUCAGUUGCGAUUGACUGCGUUGUUGAAGGAGACCCUAAACCGACCAUUCAUUGGGACAAAAAUUUAAAAAUGAAUGAUUUUGAUCACUCCAGAUUUACUGUUUUGGAAAAUGGGACUUUAUACAUAAGUGAGGUUCACCGAGAAGAUGAAAACAAAUACGGUUGCACUGCUGGAAAUAGCGCUGGGUUGAAUCGACAAGAAGUGCAACUAAUUGUUCAUUCACGUGAUGGUUACCACCCCGAUGGAGAUUCAACUGUUACCAAAGCCGUGCUUAUCACAAUGUCGGUGGCUGGAGCUUACAUUGUCCUGGUUAUCGGUCUCAUGGUAUGGUGCAGAUACCGAAGAAGGUCCAGAAAAUUACCAGUUACUGAUGCUGCGAAAACUGAAAAUGGUGAAAUGGACCACACCGAACUGAAAGAUGGUGCCAAUGGACACUGUUCAGGCACCUCCAAAGUGGAAGCCAACGGACUCGAUGCUUUAAAAGAAGGCCAAAAGAGUGACGGAGCCGAAACCACUCAUUCCCAAAGUUCAAGUCAGUCAAAAAAAUCCAAAUCGAAUUAUGAUAAACUAGCGUUAUCGAGAACACAUUUGAAAGAGAUGAAAUUAAUUGGUCGAGGAGAAUUCGGCGAAGUUAUGGUGGCCAAAAUUUCUAAAAGUGUUCUUCUGUCCGAGAAACGCAAUUCGCAAGCAUCGACACCACCAAUUGAAGACAAAGAAUUGCCAGUCUUAGUAAAAGCUUUGAGCCAAACUAAAGAUGAAAAUUCUUUGUCUGAGUUCAAACGCGAAAUUGACAUGUUUUUGAAAUUAUCGCAUGCAAAUGUCACUAAGAUUUACGGGCUUUGCCGUGAGGCGGAACCCCACUAUAUGAUCCUUGAACACACCGAUUGGGGGGAUUUAAAACAGUUUUUGGUGGCGACCCAAAAGGGCUCACCUCCUCCACUAACGCCUGUUCAGUGUGUCGCAAUAAUUCACCAGUUGUGUCAAGGUUUGGAUCAUUUGGCCACUUCUCGCCUAAUCCAUCGAGAUUUGGCGGCAAGAAAUUGUCUAGUCACUUCCACUUUAAAAGCCAAAGUUGGUCUUCCGCGACUCACGAGGGAUCCCUACAGUCAAGAAUAUUGCAAACAUAUGAAUCAUAUAAUUCCAUUGAGAUGGUUGCCUUAUGAGGCAGUGUAUGAAGAUGAGUAUUCAACAAAGAGUGAUGUUUACUCGUUUGCGGUUGUUAUUUGGGAGAUAUUUAAUCAAGGCGAAUUGCCAUUCCCUAAGAUGAACGAUACAAGUUUCUUAAAUAAACUUAAAGAAAAGAAACUUGAGUGGAAGGCUCAUUCUUCCACACCGGAAUCUUUACAGAAAAUACAGGCAUCUUGUUGGGAUGCAAAUCCGCAAAACAGGCCGACAUUCUCCGAUUUAGCUAAAGAAAUUGAAGAGAUUCUUAAGUCUAUGUAAAUAUAAUAAUUUAUUUAAACAAAGUCAUCUAAACCAAAUUUAGAAUACGAAAUUUUAAUAAUCAUGUAAGCUUCCAGUUUAUAAAAAGAAGAAUUAUAUAAGCCUUAUACUGCAAUGUUGAGGAAAUUAAGUAUGUCUUGUGUGUACUAUUCUUGUAAUAUUAUUAUUUAUUUUACAUUUAGAAUAAGUUCGAUGAGUUUGAUCUUUUUUGAUCUCAAAUUAUUAAACUGGUUAAAAUGAAGUUUAUAAAAUUGUACAUAUCAUUUCCGUCAUUUAAGUCUGUAGGUAGUGUAAAAAGCAUAUCAUUAAGAUAUUUUUUAAGUUAAUAUUAGUGUAUAUUAAUUGUCUUGAGCCACAAAGCACUGCCAAAAUACUCUUGGAGACAACAUAAUAUACAAUCGAGUGCAUAGACUGUUUAACAAUAAAAAGCUCUCAAUAAUGUAACGAUUCUCGUCAAUCAUAUUCCAAUUUUUAACAAGUGUUCUUUGCUCAUAGCUUUUUAUAAUGCACUUUUAUAUAGGUACUAUACAUAGUGGUUGUAGUUAACAGUUGGUUUUUCUACUUUAUAGUUCUGUAGUCAAAAUUUACAAUAAGUAAUAGCAUGAUAUUCAUAUGUACGUAAUAGCCAUUAAUGUUUCUUAAUGCAGUCAGUGUAGAAAAGUCUGAAGCCUUAUAUGUUAAAGGGCUUUGUGCCGAUACCGGUGGUAUUUAGAUAUGUGUGGACUUAUUUCUUUUAGAAAAGACCAGUGUUUUAUAGGAGGAAGUAUUUCGAGAACUUUUUGAGUAACAACUAAGUGUUUUUAUGUUUGUACUUAAUUGAUAAAUGUACAUUAUAAAGAAUUAAUAUUGUUAAUUAUAAUAAUCCACUCAGAUGUGUUAAAGACUAUUAUACAUUUGUAUGAUACAUGAUCUGUCCAUAUUUAGUGAUGUAGCUUUUUAUAAUGAUUUUAUACUGUAUUGUCCAUUUUUAUAUAAUUAUGCAUAAUCAUCUUUUGUGAUAUGUAUUCUAAAUUAAAAAAUAUAUACCAACCAUGUUUUAA
Messenger RNA from Tribolium madens (black flour beetle), 4535 nucleotides. Its product is annotated as tyrosine-protein kinase-like otk. Gene Ontology annotation, cellular component: neuron projection. Gene Ontology annotation, biological process: protein phosphorylation. The transcript is spliced from 14 exons. NCBI's taxonomy places the organism in Eukaryota, Metazoa, Arthropoda, Insecta, Coleoptera, Tenebrionidae. Gene Ontology annotation, molecular function: protein tyrosine kinase activity; ATP binding. The record is from RefSeq and is a predicted model, not a curated record. The coding region runs from base 211 to 3495 and encodes 1094 amino acids.